Haemonchus placei is the source of this 516-nucleotide messenger RNA. The record is from the annotation of a GenBank genome assembly. Lineage: Eukaryota; Metazoa; Nematoda; Chromadorea; Rhabditida; Trichostrongylidae.
AUGUCGAAUUCAAAUUUGGAGCCGCUCCCGUUCAGAAGAGCAUUCGGAGGACCAGGCACGAGCAGUACGAAUUCAACUAGUCGCACUUUAGCUGAAUUAGCAGCAUCCGUAGCUGCUCCUGCAGAUGAGGAUGCUUUCGUAGAUGUGUCAGGACUUGCCAAGGUGAGGCAGAUUGUAACGGGUGCAUGCCGCAAAUGUGGCUAUCCUGGCCACCUCCCAUUCCAGUGUCGAAAUUAUAUUCAACUGAAACCUGGUCAGUCUACUGUGAUUGAUGUCAGCUCAACCAGUAGUGAAAGCGAAACAGAAACUCCUUUAGUGAAGAAAGUAAAGAAAAAACAUAAAAAGAAGGAAGCCAAGAAAAAGAGUAAGAAGAAACAUAAACAUAGAAAACACAGCACUAGCAGUUCUGACUCUGAAGAUGAACGUCAUAGCAAAAAGAGGAAAUCUAAAAAGAAGAGAAAGCACUCGACUAGUUCAUCAGAUGAUGAGAAGGUCAAGAAGAAGAAAAAACGAUGA